AAAUGACCUCCAAAGGUGGCAUUGAUGUAGGUCUGAUGGAUAAUGGUAGUAGAAAACUUAGAAGAGUGGAUGUGGAAAACGAUGAAGAAGAGUCGGACAUUAUUAUUGUUUUGUUGAUUUCUCUCGUAGCUGUUUUGGGAGCUUGGUACCAUAAUAAAUAUUUUAUCAAAGAGGUUCCCGUGAAAAAUGAUGUAAGAGCUGAACGGAGGGAACUUUUGAUGAGAUCCUUAUGUCUAAAUCCUACAUGUUUUAGGCAACUACGAGUAAAUGUGCACACAUUUAACAAACUAUGUGAAGUAUUACAUAAUGAGGUAUUUCUACAUAUUCUCGCUCAUGAUAAAAAAAAUAGUACAACAACAUCUAUAUUUUUGCGGUCAGGGAAAACUAUAAGUAGGCAGUUUCAUACCGUACUACGUGCGGUACUAAAAAUUGGAAAAAUCUAUCUCAAGCAACAAAGUGAUGGUUUAUAUAAUGAGAGGGAUACAAGGAGAUGGAGAUGGUUUCCAUUGUCAGAACUACUCCCAAGUGGACUGCUUUUCAGGAUAAUCUUGCCCUACAAAUGUUUGAUGAGUAUCAAGCUCGAUGAGAAUAAUGAUAAAGAAAUUAUGAAUAACAAGAUGAAAAAAGGAACAAAAGCUUCAAUGUCAAUUAACACAAAAACAUCCAAGCGGAGCUUUUCUGCCUAUGAUGCUUCUACUGAUCAUGCUGCUCAUGCUGCUGUUGAAGUUAAGCACAAACAAUCAUAUGUAUCUUGGAAUAAGGAUAUGGACAGUAAUUUGGCUUUCAUAUUAACU
Striga asiatica is the source of this 794-nucleotide messenger RNA. The record is from the annotation of a GenBank genome assembly. NCBI's taxonomy places the organism in Eukaryota, Viridiplantae, Streptophyta, Magnoliopsida, Lamiales, Orobanchaceae.